GCGGAGCUGGACAGCCGCCGCCCGGCCCCGGGAGACCGGCUCCCAGCCCCCUCCCCGCGCGCCCCCCGCACAGUGCUCAUGCGCGCGGCCCAGCCUUUAUAGAUAGCGGCGGUGGGAGCCGGGCUUUCGGCAGUCGGGCGAAGCCGGGCGGAUCCGACUCAGGUCCGAGCAGCACCUUGACUACCAUGUCUGCAGCUUGGAUCCCGGUUCUCUGCCUCGGUGUCUGUCUUCUGCUACUGCUGCCAGAGCCCGCGGGCAGCGAGGGAGCCGUUCCCAUCCCUAUCACAUGCUUUACCAGAGGCCUGGACAUCAGGAAAGAACAAGCAGAUGUCCUCUGCCCAGGGGGCUGCCUCCUGGAGGAAUUCUCUGUGUUUGGGAACAUAGUAUAUGCUUCUGUAUCAAGCGUAUGUGGUGCUGCUGUCCACAGGGGAGUAAUCAGCAAUUCAGGGGGACCUGUGCGAAUCUAUAGCCUACCAGGUCGAGAAAACUAUUCCUCAGUAGUUGCCAAUGGCAUACAGUCGCAGACACUUUCCAGAUGGUCUGCUUCUUUCACAGUGACAAAAGGCAAAAGUGGUACACAAGAAGCCACAGGACAAGCAGUGUCCACAGCACGUCCAGCAACAGGUAAACGACUAAAGAAAACACCAGAGAAGAAAACUGGCAAUAAGGACUGUAAAGCAGAUAUUGCAUUUCUGAUUGAUGGAAGUUUUAAUAUCGGGCAACGCCGAUUUAAUCUACAGAAGAAUUUUGUUGGCAAAGUGGCUCUAAUGUUGGGAAUUGGAACAGAAGGACCUCACGUGGGUCUUGUUCAAGCCAGUGAACAUCCCAAAAUAGAAUUUUACUUGAAAAACUUUACAUCAGCCAAAGAUGUUUUGUUUGCCAUAAAGGAAGUAGGUUUCAGAGGGGGUAAUUCCAAUACAGGAAAAGCCUUGAAGCAUACUGCCCAGAAAUUCUUCACAGCAGAGACUGGAGUGAGAAAAGGGAUUCCCAAAGUGGUGGUGGUAUUUAUUGAUGGCUGGCCUUCUGAUGACAUUGAGGAAGCAGGCAUUGUGGCCAGAGAGUUUGGUGUCAAUGUAUUUAUAGUUUCUGUGGCUAAGCCCAUCCCCGAGGAACUGGGGAUGGUUCAGGAUGUUGCAUUUGUUGACAAGGCUGUCUGUCGGAAUAAUGGCUUCUUCUCAUACCACAUGCCCAACUGGUUUGGCACCACAAAAUAUGUAAAGCCUCUGGUACAGAAGCUCUGCACUCACGAACAAAUGAUGUGCAGCAAGACCUGUUACAACUCAGUGAACAUUGCUUUUCUAAUUGAUGGCUCCAGUAGUGUUGGAGACAGUAAUUUCCGUCUCAUGCUUGAAUUUGUUUCCAACAUAGCUAAGACUUUUGAAAUCUCAGACAUUGGUGCCAAGAUAGCUGCCGUACAGUUUACCUAUGAUCAGCGCACAGAAUUCAGUUUCACUGACUAUAGCACUAAAGAGAAUGUCCUAGCUGUUAUCAGGAACAUCCGUUAUAUGAGUGGUGGGACAGCUACUGGUGAUGCCAUCUCCUUUACUGUUAGAAAUGUGUUUGGUCCCGUGAGGGAAAGCCCCAACAAGAACUUCCUGGUGAUUGUCACAGAUGGUCAGUCCUACGAUGAUGUUCGAGGGCCUGCUGCUGCUGCACAUGAUGCAGGUAUCACCAUCUUCUCUGUUGGUGUGGCUUGGGCACCUCUGGAUGACCUGAAAGACAUGGCCUCUAAACCGAAGGAGUCGCAUGCUUUCUUCACAAGAGAGUUCACAGGAUUAGAACCAAUUGUUUCCGAUGUCAUCAGAGGCAUCUGUAGAGAUUUCUUAGAAUCUCAGCAAUAAUGGUGACAGUUUUCACAACUGAAAGAAAAAGUGCAAGGGGAUAUAAUGUAUAAGUUGUAUUCCAGAAAUACUGAAAUACUAUACAGCAUACUAAGAUUGGAUACAAAAUAUUACAUUAAAGAUGCCCAAAAUGUAAGCAAAUAAGCAUUCAUUUGAAGCUACCUUCUAAUGACAAUUUAGACUCAGCUGUUCAAAACACUCUGCUGAGACUUCAUCACGACCCUUAGAAACUAAGAAGAUAUCAUAGAUUAAAACUUUAAGAGUUCUAUUUUAACAUGCAUAUUAAAUGUAUACAUAUGCAAAUUCUAUAGCUUAAUAAAAGAGCCUGAUAUUUAGACCAUAA
This is a messenger RNA of Phacochoerus africanus (Common warthog), 2184 nucleotides long. RefSeq names its product cochlin (gene COCH). The coding region runs from base 186 to 1841 and encodes 551 amino acids. The record is from RefSeq and is a predicted model, not a curated record. Lineage: Eukaryota; Metazoa; Chordata; Mammalia; Artiodactyla; Suidae. The transcript is spliced from 12 exons.